This is a messenger RNA of Suricata suricatta (meerkat), 1554 nucleotides long. It is a transcript of the gene ZCWPW2, whose product is annotated as zinc finger CW-type and PWWP domain containing 2. Gene Ontology annotation, molecular function: zinc ion binding. Lineage: Eukaryota; Metazoa; Chordata; Mammalia; Carnivora; Herpestidae. The record is from RefSeq and is a predicted model, not a curated record. Gene Ontology annotation, cellular component: nucleus.
AUGCAUUUACAGAAAAAGAAAAAUUGGAUGUAUUGUAAUGCUGCAAUGGAUUCCUCAGCAGAAAACUGUAUGUACGUAAACAAAGUGUGGGUGCAGUGUGAGAAUGAGAGCUGUUUGAAGUGGAGAUUGUUGUCACGUGAGGGCGCAGCCGCAGUGGAUCACAACAAACCAUGGUACUGCUGCAUGAACACGGAUUCGAGAUACAAUCAGUGCUCGAUGGCGGAGGAAGACUUCCCUGAAGAGUCUCAGCUUCAUCAAAGUGGAUUUAAGAUUGUCUAUUCACAGCUCCCUCUUGGAAGUCUGGUUUUGGUAAAAUUACGGAAUUGGCCAAGUUGGCCAGGGAUACUUUGCCCAGAUCCUUUUAAAGGAAAAUAUGUGACCUAUGACCUGGAUGGAAAUGUUGAACGAUAUCACAUAGAAUUCCUGGGUGAUCCCCAUUCAAGAUCAUGGAUUGAUGCGACAUUUGUUGAGAUUUAUAGUAUCAUAUUAAAGCCAGGAAAAUGUAAGAAGAAAAAGAAAUGGUAUAAAAGCGCACUACAAGAAGCAUACCUUCUCUAUGGACUUUCUCAUGAACAAAGACUGAAAGUGUGCCUCCUGUCCAAUCAGGAUAAAUCCAAAGCAGAUGGCAAAGUUGCUGUGGCAGCCAAGAAAAGGAUGCAAAUUUCCAGAAACACUGCUGAAAAGAAGAAACCCAAAUUUAGAUGGAGGAAAAGGAAAGCUAUUUUAAAAUGCUCUUUUGAAAAUGUUUGUUCAGAUGAUGCCAUAUCAAAGGAAAACAUGGUUGUCUCUGAGACAGAAGUUUUACUGAAAGAGCUGGAGCAAAUGCUAGAACAGGCACUAGAGCCCACGGGAGCAUCUGAUGAGUCUGAAGAGGAGUGUGGAGAAGAAGUAAACACAGGAGGAAAGUUAUCCACAUGCAGCUCUGAAGUUCCUGCAGGCGGUCCAUUUGAAAACCACUCUGAAGAGGACUAUCUCAUAAUUGACGGGAUAAAAUUAAAAGCUGGAGAAUGUAUUGAAAGUAUAACUAACAAGUUUAAAGAAAUAGAUGCUCUAAUGUCGGAAUUUUAAGGUAUUCUAGAUAUUUUCAGAAGUUAAUUAUAAAAACAUCUACAUGUUUAUAGUUUCCCAAAGUCAAAAACUUGAAAAUGUUUAGGGAAAUAGGUGUAUGUUAUGCCAAAGCUGCUAUUUGUAAUAACUUUCUGUGCUAUACUUUGAGAAUAUCCAUUGUUUUGAGAGUCAACCAAAUGGUAUUUAAUUAGUGUUAAAAUUUAGGAUUUAAAAAAAAUUUAGCAUUUAAGAAACACUGAUAUUUGAUUUUGUAGAUUUCUUGUUUGCUUUAAUUUUAAAAUGGUUUAUGAAACUUACCGCACAAACACAUGCUUUACAAUGAUUAUUUAGGCUGUUUACGCAAAUGCAGCUAUUCAGACGACUGUCAAGGCUAUUAUAGUUCUUCCAGAUAAUUCAAGCAUAGUAGAGACUUGAGUAUGUGUAUUGGUAGUGGAAUUAAGCUACUACAAAAUAAAAGUAAAUAAUAAACAAUUAUUAUAUAAUAGA